GUAAAACGGAAGCGGCAACAUCACGACGGCAGCUAAACCCCUUUGCGGCCACGGUCCCCUGUCGUCAUGUAACAACCGCGGAGCCGGGCAGCUGUCCUUGUGUGGAUGUCCCUGACGUACGCUUCCCGCUGACGUGUGCAGUGCCUGACUUGCACGGAAUCGCGGACAAAGACGCGACAUCAUGGCGUCUCGCCUCCUCAAGUACUUGGUGCUUCUCCAGAAGUACCGCACUCCGCUGCUCGCCGUGAGCUGUGGCGGGGUGUUUGCAGCCAACAUGUCCUACCACGUUUUCCCCGACGCAUCUUACCGCAAGCUCUAUCAGGCCUGGUUCAAAGGGGAGGCGGUCACACUGUCGGAAAAGCUGGAGGAGGUUUUCCAGCAGGUGUUAAAGGAUUAUGGUAUCAGCUCAACCAAGAAUUUCUCAACAUUCGCCUCCUAUGGGUUCCAUCCUGUCGGCGCUGGUGUUCCCUGGCUCCCUGCCGGGGCCCAAAUUGGCAUCCCGGCAAACUUUAACAGCACGGCCGGAGACUCGAGUGGUAUCACGAACCGCAGCAUUUUCAUCAACGGCAAAACGGUGGACUGGAGCAGCGAUACCGGCUCCGCUCUAAAGGAGGCGCUGAUGCUUUCCCCCGAGGCACAGAAGUUUGCCUUGGCCCGGGAGGUGGCCCGUUUGCAGUCGGGAGGACCUGUUCUGAAUGCUGCCGUGGCCCCGCUCUGCCUGGGGGGGGUUUGGGUGUACAGUGUGACGCUGAAGCAGAUGUUUGGGCUCCACACUGGGCCUUUGCUGUUUCGCGGUGCUGUGAAUGUUUUGGCGCUGGGCCUCGGCGCCGUGUCGUACCUCCUCACCUCGGAUUCUGUCAGCCAGUGGAUUGACUACAGCUCAGACAGACGCGCGGCCGGCGUGUCCCCUGAUUAUGCCAAAGGAGGGGUCGAGUUUUAUGAUAAGAUUCUGUCCAGAAACAGGACUCUGCGCUCUUUGAUGGGCAGGAAGGGGGAGGAUAUGUAUGCUCCCAGUGGGAACUUGUUCCCUGCUAACCUCCUGCAGCUGAAACACACACCGUACACAUCAAGGAGGGAAGGGAUCCUUGCUCUGCUCAAGAAGGAGAAAGUUUGAAGACAAAGUGUGUAUGGGGGUGCUGUUUUUUGGAGAAUUAAAAUCAUUGGGACUGGGCCUCAUAUGAACAGCUGCAAAAACAUACAGUCAAUUGUAAAUGUCUAUAUUGAAUGUAGUGACACAUUAGCAUAGCAGUGGAAAUAAACUCACCAAAAGAAUUCUUAAUCUUAUUUUUUACUGUAAUAUUUUCAGAUCGAUUCAAAUUAAAGGUGCAAGAGAAGGGCCCUCGCACCCUUGUGCAUGUUCAGAUGCGGUGCCGGCCCUAUGAUCUUCUGCAUGCAGAAGCAGAUUGCUGUUCUGUGUGAAUGGAUUAUUCACAUGUAGGUGGGGCGCAUGAAUUCUAAAAUAGUAAUGCUUUGUAGAACAAGAUGCGAUGUAACAUUUUGACUCCAGUGACAACUGAAAGGACAGUAAGAGACAAAGAUACAAUAUCAGAAAUCACACGUGGUGCUGACAUAAUUUGUCACACAUAAAUUUGCGCCAUAUACACAUGGUGACAGAAACUGGAAGAUAACACAUUGUUCUCUGCUGACCCUAUAUUAGAAAUUUUCUUACAAAAUGUUGAAUUGUGGACUUCCUAAACAUAAAGUUUCUGAAACAUGCACAAAGGUGCCUGGGGCCCUUUAAUGCUGCUUGCAGCUCUGAUUACACAAUGUAAAAUGUCUUGUAAACCCCUGGGGUGUAACAUAUUCAGCCCAGUGUGACAGGUGACUUAUUUAUUCACAAAGAAUUCUGGACCCAGUGUACAAAUAAACUCCUUUUAUUUUGAA
Molecule: messenger RNA, 1884 nt
Organism: Scophthalmus maximus (turbot)
Lineage: Eukaryota; Metazoa; Chordata; Actinopteri; Pleuronectiformes; Scophthalmidae
Gene: tmem177
Product: transmembrane protein 177
Exons: 3
Coding region: 182-1114 (310 amino acids)
Source: RefSeq, a predicted model, not a curated record